Messenger RNA from Ostertagia ostertagi, 429 nucleotides. NCBI's taxonomy places the organism in Eukaryota, Metazoa, Nematoda, Chromadorea, Rhabditida, Trichostrongylidae. The record is from the annotation of a GenBank genome assembly.
AUGGCUGCGUGCGUAUACAUAAAACACAAAGAUCAGUGUAAAGUACUGAUCGCGAAGACCAAACUACCUUCACUGAAAGGAAACCACACCAUACCAAAGCUCGAAUUGAAUGCACUUACCCUAGCAGCCAGACUGACCCUUUCGUCCUAUAAAGAGUUGCGAGAAGUCACUACCUCAAGGCAAGUUCAACAACAACAACAUCACGGUACACUUCGGAUACAUUCCGCACCAACAUCAAACCCAUCAGAUUGCGCAAGCCGUGGAUUAACAGCCAAAGAGCUUCAAAGUCACAUCUGGUGGGAAGGACCCGACUUCCUAAAGGAAAAUCCAGAAAAGUGGCCUCCGGAAACGCGAAUCUUUGAGUUUCCGCAAGAAAACCAGCAUCCUACACAUAGCAGCAGAUCAAUCAAGCACAUUUCCGUGGGAUAG